AUGGAUGUCUACAUCCUUUCUGUUGCCCCCCUAUCCCUCCUUAUCCGUGCCCUGAACAGUAGUAAUGCAGUGCUGGUCAAUGUUCCAGGCGGGACGCAGCGAAUCCUGAACUCAAAUAAGCUAAAGGUAGGAGAUAUAUCCACAGUGCUCCUGACCAAUGCACACCCGUAUUUCUUAGAAGGCCUCUCGGGGCUUCUCCAGACCUUAUGCAAUAACGGCCCUCCGGUGACUACUGAUCUACUGACGAGCGACCCCAGUGUUCUUGAUCUUCUAGAAACACUCAACAAUUUUGCACAUACACCAUAUUGGGAUGGACGCACUGUACUGUUUAGUAAGACAUACCAGGACUAUUCCACUGCUUUGUAUGCGAUACGCGCCAUAAUCCUGGAUUCAGAAAUGCCACUCUUAUUCUCCAUAGAGCAUGUUGUGACGAAGCGUAAGUUGGACAAGAAGAAAAUUAAGGAGCUAAGAUUGACCGGUCUUCAAUGCAAGGAGCUGGCAGCUGGAAGCACGGUUGUUCAUGAAGGUGUCCCCAUUAUUCCCGAUGAUGUCUCUGUGCUGGCGACUACCCGUAGCGUUAUCAUUCUAAUGGAUACAUACUAUCCCGAGAAAACAGAGCAAAUACUCUCAGCCGUGUUAGAACUAGUUCAAAAGGAAGGGUCGUUUCUUAUUUGUGCAUCUGAGCGGUACAGGCCUCUGUUAUCAGCGAAAGUGUUGAAGCGGAAUACGUUAGAUAUUGUAUACUGUGCCGACAGCUACACCCUUAAAUCUCCAAAUGAUCCAGGUGUUCUCACGGCAUAUGCAGAUUUUGUUGGUUUGCGCAGAAUUUGGAAUGUACUUGUUCCUCAUGCACUUAUACCUCCUCUCGAAUCGUGUUUGGCCUCAGAAACUCCCAGUCUGACAAGGUUUUUUCUCAGCACUGCUCUAGAGCGAUUUGCUCCGAUUCGGCUUUCUACUUUGCAAGACCUUAUAUCUAGCCUGGAAAUCUAUCCCCAAUACUCUGGUUUGCUUACAGAGACCGAUCCCAGCUUAGCUCCCCUAGCGUGCGUUCACAGUCUAGAUGUUCCAGGGCUAUUACUCUUAGGGACCGGUGCUUCGGUUCCCUCCAAAUAUCGCAACGUGUCUGGUUACCUGGUUGUCACAUCUAGUCGACAUACAGUAUGCAUUGAUCCUGGAGAGGGGACCCUGCAACUAUUGGAAUGGGCGGCCAGGGGCAUAUCGGUUUCAGACUUGGUUGUUAGCUUGUCUUUUAUUGGCAUUACACAUAGUCAUGCUGAUCAUUAUCUUGGAUUAUCCUCGCUGGUUCACCGGUAUUUGCUCGAAGUCAUGCGCCUCACAACUGAAGGUGACACAGAAAAACUACAUCCUUUGAUUAUAUUGGCGGGAUCAACAGAACUGUCCUUUUUGGAUCACAGUCUUAAGACCCUUGAAAAAUCUUAUCAACAACUAGCAAAUAUGUAUCUGCAAAUAUUACCUAGAGAGGCAACCAACUAUUUAGGAAGACUUACCUCCCUUCCGGAGUUCUUGGAUGGGUGUCAAUCUACUUCUUACUACCUGACAGCUGUACGCGACAUUCAGUUUCUCUGUGUGCCAUCUGAUCAUAUCCCCGGCUCUAUCUCCAUAUUCUUGAGGGACAACUCCUUGCAGAUCGGUAUCGGUAUUAGCGGAGAUACCAGACCCUCUCCGGCCUUCGUUUUUGGGGCGCAAAUGCUUAGAGAGGCUAACACUAGGUUCCUAAUAAUUGUUCAUGAAGCUACUUUUGCUGAUUCUGAGCAGGAUCUUGCUGCACUAAAGGGACACAGUACAAUAGGCCAAGCAGCCGAACAAAUACGAAAAUGUGGAGCAGACGUGGGGAUUUUCACUCACUUUUCACAGCGAUACACAAAGAAUAUUCCAGAAUUGUCCUCUGAUAAGGAUCAGGAGGACAAGGAGGCUCCAAUUGACAGGCCUGUCUGCUUGUACGCAUCUGACAUUAUGUGGCUACCAAUUGAACAGCAUUCAAAUCAUCAUAGUGUGCAUAAUUUACCUGUGUCAAUCCAGCCCUGGACAGAUCUAGCCUCAGUUGUAAAGCAGCUCUAUGUAAUGGCUGACUGUUCCGCUAUCAAUUGA
Molecule: messenger RNA, 2109 nt
Organism: Giardia duodenalis
Lineage: Eukaryota; Fornicata; Diplomonadida; Hexamitidae
Product: Ribonuclease Z
Exons: 1
Coding region: 1-2109 (702 amino acids)
Biological process (GO): mitochondrial tRNA 3'-end processing
Cellular component (GO): mitochondrion
Molecular function (GO): 3'-tRNA processing endoribonuclease activity
Source: RefSeq, a predicted model, not a curated record